Messenger RNA from Mitosporidium daphniae, 1521 nucleotides. RefSeq lists its product as uncharacterized. NCBI's taxonomy places the organism in Eukaryota, Fungi, Microsporidia. The transcript has 2 exons. Gene Ontology annotation, molecular function: mRNA binding; protein binding. Gene Ontology annotation, biological process: mRNA splicing, via spliceosome. The record is from RefSeq and is a predicted model, not a curated record. Bases 1 to 1521 code for a protein of 506 amino acids. Gene Ontology annotation, cellular component: catalytic step 2 spliceosome.
AUGGACACUGCAAAUUCCACCAAUUGUGACCUGCUCGUUACCACUGCGGAGUGUACUGAUAACGCGACCAACAGAUCAGUACGAAUAGUAAAUAUACUAGAAAAAGGGUCUAUUCCAGAGCCAUGCAAAGAUGAUAGGAAGCAUGUUAAGAAGAAGCGUCUUCCAAUCGGAGAGAUUGCCACAGAUCCUUUAUCAUAUCUUGGACCGUGGUCAGGCUUUCAAGGCGAAAAUAUUGGCCCUUCAAAGGCAACUCCACAAGAAAUCGCCGAACACGCAGAAAAAGUGGCCAAAAUCUCAAUGCAAACCAGCAUUCGGCCUCUCAGCGGUGUUACUGGGAGAGACAUCGAUUUUGAUGAAGAUCCAGCAGCAUCUUCUAUCAUUGACAGGCUUUCUACCUAUAUCACAAUGGGCAAGGAGUAUUCGCAGUUUCAUGGUGGCUUAUCUCAAAAGGAUUACCUUGGAAGAACUUAUAUGAAUGCUCCCAUCUCCCUUCCAGAUUCAUCUCCCCAAACUUGUUUCCUUCCAAAACGGUGUAUUCAUACAUGGGAAGGGCAUCAAAAAGCUGUCUCCUCCAUUAGGCUACUUCCGGGGACCGGACAUCUUUUGUUGAGCUGUUCAUUUGAUUCCAAAAUCAAGCUUUGGGAGGCGUAUGGGGAUAGGAAAAUUCUACGGACAUUUUAUGGCCACAACAAGGCUGUGAAAGAUGUUGCGUUCAGUGGUUCAAAUGGUGGCCAGAGGUUCGCAUCGUGCUCGUAUGACAAAACUCUGAAAAUCUGGGAUACUGAAUCUGGGAGCUGCGAGUCUGCUUUUUCACUCAAGGGUUAUCCCUAUUGUGUCACUUGGCAUCCUUCUGAUCCAAAUAUCGUGCUAGCAGGCCUUUCUAAUAGGAAAAUAUAUACAUGGGAUAUCAGAAAUAGCAUUGGAGAUCCAAUCCAAGAAUAUACCGGUCACCUGGAGGCUGUUAAUAGCAUUUGCUUUUUGUCGAGGAAAAGAUUCGUGUCCACUGCAGAUGACAAAAGUAUUCGCAUUUGGGACUAUGCUGCCUCUUCAACGGCAACCAAAAUCAUAUCCGAGCCAACCAUGCAUGCAAUGCCUUGCGUCAAGCUCCAUCCUUCAAGGUCUGCGUUUGCUAUCCAAAGCAUGGACAAUCAAAUUCGCACGUGGACUGCAGGUCGUUCGGCACUGUUGAACCCGGAGGACGAUGAUGGCGAAGCUGUUGAAGAAAAAAUGAUCCUCCCUGAUGGAAGCACACACAAGGAUAAAUAUCGGGCAUUGAGCAAAAGCUUUUCGGGCCAUGUGAUAGCCGGGAAUUCAUGUCAAAUAUCAUUCUCGCCAGAUGGCCAAUAUUUGAUGAGCGGCGAUUCAGAUGGAAAGCUCUUUUUCUGGAACUGGAAAUCAGGAAAAAUAGCGAAACAGCUGAAAUGCCACGAUCAAGUCCUGAUCGCUGCAGAGUGGCUUCCAAAAGAGCCAUCAAAGGUUGUCACUUGUUCUUGGGACGGGAAAAUCAAGCUCUGGGAUUAA